Molecule: messenger RNA, 1623 nt
Organism: Sporothrix brasiliensis 5110
Lineage: Eukaryota; Fungi; Ascomycota; Sordariomycetes; Ophiostomatales; Ophiostomataceae
Product: MFS transporter
Exons: 1
Coding region: 1-1623 (540 amino acids)
Biological process (GO): biotin import across plasma membrane
Cellular component (GO): membrane
Molecular function (GO): solute:proton symporter activity; biotin transmembrane transporter activity; dethiobiotin transmembrane transporter activity
Source: RefSeq, a predicted model, not a curated record
AUGGCUCCCCAAGACGCCGACGGCCAGGAACCGGGUAAGAAUGGCAUCGUCACCUCCUCACUAGCUGACGAGGGCAUCGCUACGGCCGCCCCGGACAUCGUCGAGUACGACACCAAGUGCGUUGAGCGGGUGUACCGCAAGCUUGACUGGCGCAUUAUCCCGCCGUUCUGGGUCCUCUACUUCCUCUGCUCGGCCAUCCGCUCCAACAUUGGCAUCGCCCAGACCAUGAACGCGGCCCAGGGCCACGACCUGAUGAAGGUGCUGCACCUGUCGUCCAAGGACGUCUCCACCGCGCUUGCGCUCUUCUACGUCUCGUACGUCGUCUUCGACUUUCCCUCCAACCUGAUCAUGACCCGCCUCAGCCCCCGCGUGUGGAUGGCCCGCAUUGUCUUCGCCGUCGGCGUUAUCGGCGUCUGCUUCACGGCCGUCCAGGCCGCCUGGAGUCUCAAGCUGCUGCGGUUCCUGCUCGGCGUCGUCAUUGCCGGCAUGUGGCCCGGCAUGGCAUACUACCUGACGCUCUUCUACCCGCCCUCGCGCCUGGCCAAGCGCAUUGGCUACUACUUCACGGCGGCCCAGUUGUCGGCGUCCGUGGUCGGCCUCGUGUCGGCCGGCUUCCAAAAGAUGGACGGCCUGGGCGGCCUGGUUGGUUUCCAGUGGAUGUUUUUGGUGUACGGCCUCCUGGCUGUCGUUCUCGGCGUUGCUCUGCUCUGGUGGCUGCCCGACCGUCCGCUGCCGCCGGGCACCGCGCGCCGGCCCCCGCAUCCCCUGUUGUCCUGGGUGCCGCGGUCGCCCGAGGCUCUGAGGGGGGAGGAUGCGCUGGUCCACUACCACGAAAUGCGCCGUGUCUACCACCCGCGCCCGUGGACGGUGCGGGACCUGCUGCAUGUGCUGAUUGACUGGCGCCUGUGGCCGCUGGUGCUCAUGUACUUUGGCGUGGUCGGCGUCGGCAUUGGCACGCAGCUCUACGGCUCCGUGAUUAUCAGCGCCAUCAACCCCCACUUUAGCAGCAUUGUCGUCAGCCUGCUGUUUGCGCCCAUCUGGAUCAUGGACCUGGUUGCCAUCCUGCUGGUCACGCCCAUCUCGGACCGUUUCCACCGGUACCGCGCCGCCUUCUUUUCGGCCGCCGUGUGCAUCCAGAUCGUCGGCCUCCUCGUCGUGUCGUUUGCGCCCGGGUCCAAUCCCUGGGCGCGCUACGGCGGCAUGCUGAUGCUGGGCUUCGGUCUGGGACCCACGGUGCCCAUCUGCAUGACGUGGACGGGCGAGAUCUUCCAGCACCGCCACGGCGAGGUCGGCGUGGCCGCGGCCUCGGCGCUUGUGUCCGGCCUCGGCAACCUGGGCAGCAUCACGACGACGUACGCGCUGUACACGGGCUGGCCGGCCGAUGCGUCGCCCAAGAACCCGCACCAGUUCCGCAAGAGCAACCUCGUCAUGAUUGCUAUUCUGGUGGUCAGCAUUGCGAGCAGCUUCAUCAACGUCGUGCUGUUGCGCCUGUUUGGCAACAAGCGCCGCACCCCGACGAAGGCGGCCGACGACUCCAACGACGACGAGGUCCUGGACGGUGCUGCCCGUCGCGAGGCUGUGCAGCGCGGCUUUACGCGGAUACUGCCGGUUGGCGGCAACUAG